CGCCGUCCGCACUCCGCCGGCGCCCGUCCCGCACUCUUCGGCCCCAGCGCUGCCCGGGGCCGCGGCUCGGAUUCGUACCGGGGCUCUCCCGCCGCUUUCCCUGCUCUGAUUUCGGCUGUACCUCGCGCGGGGACGCGCCCUAACCCACCGCCGCCAUGGAUGCCAUCAAGAAAAAGAUGCAGAUGCUGAAACUGGACAAGGAGAAUGCCUUGGACAGAGCCGAGCAAGCCGAAGCGGACAAGAAGGCAGCGGAGGAGAGGAGCAAGCAGCUGGAGGACGAGCUGGUGGCUCUGCAAAAGAAGCUGAAGGGCACUGAGGAUGAGCUGGACAAAUACUCCGAGUCCCUUAAAGAUGCACAGGAAAAGUUGGAACUGGCUGACAAAAAGGCCACAGAUGCUGAGAGCGAAGUAGCUUCUCUGAACAGACGCAUCCAGCUGGUUGAGGAAGAGUUGGAUCGGGCUCAGGAGCGCUUGGCUACUGCCCUGCAGAAGCUGGAAGAGGCUGAGAAGGCUGCAGAUGAGAGUGAAAGAGGAAUGAAGGUCAUUGAGAAUAGAGCCCAGAAGGAUGAGGAGAAAAUGGAAAUCCAAGAGAUCCAGCUUAAAGAAGCUAAGCACAUUGCUGAGGAGGCUGACCGCAAGUAUGAAGAGGUGGCUCGUAAGCUUGUGAUCAUUGAGGGUGACCUGGAGCGGGCUGAGGAACGUGCUGAACUAUCAGAAAGCAAAUGUGCUGAGCUUGAAGAGGAGUUGAAAACUGUGACCAACAACCUGAAGUCGCUGGAGGCUCAGGCUGAGAAGUACUCGCAGAAAGAAGACAAAUAUGAAGAGGAGAUUAAAGUUCUAACUGACAAACUGAAGGAGGCUGAGACCCGUGCUGAAUUUGCUGAGAGGUCGGUAACCAAGCUGGAGAAGAGCAUUGAUGAUCUAGAAGAUGAGCUUUAUGCUCAGAAACUGAAGUACAAAGCCAUCAGCGAGGAGCUGGACCAUGCUCUCAACGAUAUGACUUCCAUGUAAAUGUUUCUCCAGCUUGUGCCUGUGCCUGCUUCCCUGCCCUCUUUGAUUGUGUGGUUCCGGCUGUGUGAAAUUGCACUCCCUCGCAGUGGGAGAUGCAGUACUUUAGAGAGAUUAGAGGUACAAAAUACCAUGAACCAUUCAUUUACUGUGGCAGAGUGUGGAUGUGUGUGAUGCCAAGCCUGGUAAAUACUCAUGGUGAUUUUGUAAGCUAAUCGGUGAGCUCGUAAGCUCAUGUGUGUUUUCCCAGUGUGCAUCAGUGAUCCUUAUAUCCUGUGGUUGCCAUUUGUAGCUUUGCAUUUAUUCUUCUAGUUGACCUCUGUUCAAGUAUUUUUUUUUUACCAUCAUGUUGAAUUUACCAAAAAUGAUUAUCACAAGAUACGCUGCAUUCAGAGGGUGUUCUUCUGCCUUCGCAGUUCUACUCUGGCGAAGCUCUUACAGAAGUUUCAAGGGGACUCAGAAUUAGCUCUGUUAUUGAUAGUAGAAUGUGUGUGUCUUAAAUUUCCUGAACUACUUGAACUGAAUUCCACUGCAGUUGACUUUUCGAAUGUUACCACUACAUUACAAGUGUGGGAAGUAAAGAUGCUUUGUGGUUUAGACCCAAGGAGGGGACAGCUGAAGCGUUGGUUGUUCGUAUGUAUCUUGCGGAGCGUAAUAGUAAUUAAUUGGUAAAUACCAGAAGUGUGGUAAUACCAGCUUCAGCUAGAAGAGAGAGAGCAUUUGAGGUGGGGAAAAAACCCAGAAAGCAAGCAGUUGUAAGGUGUGAGUAAUCCAUGCAGUGUUUGAAAUGUACUGUCUUCUCCUGCAUUGACGUAGAACUCUGAACAGAGGUCAGCUAAGCUAAAUCCACCUUCCCAUGCUCAUCCCUUUGGUUUGCAUGAACCCUGUACAGCUGGCAUGGGGAAGAGGAGAUGUUGCUUUCUCAAGCGCCUGUGAGGUGUGAUGUUCAGUUCCAGUGUUUCUUUUGGAAGCUGGCACUUUCAGCAGGACUGCGGCUUUGCUCAGAGCUAAAAAUGUGUUUUGCAUGCGUCCAUAUUUUAACUAUUUUUCCCUUUUUCCUUUCUAAUCCCUACAUUUCUUCAUUACUUCCCUCCCUCUCUUCAGCAACUUUUUAUGUACCAACACAUCUGCAUUUGCUCAAUAUCUUUUCAAACAAAUGUUUUUUUUUCUUUUUUUCCCUCCUUUGUAACGGAGGUUACAACUUGUUUUUGUUGUUUUUUUUUUUUUUUUUCAUUUGGGUUAUUUGCAGAUGGAAAACAGGCUUUAAAAUGUAGUCCUCUUCUGGUACAUGAGGAAAUUGCUAUAGCAUUCCAAUCCCAGCAUGGUGUGGCAUUUCACUAGUAGUCAUCCUGGCAUGCUGGAUUCUGCUGUGCUGUUAUUGCUUUUUUUGGACUUCUUUACUGCACUUUUUUUAUUUCCUACCUUAUCUCACUUUUUCUUUUUGCGCAGAUAAUUUUCUUUGCUUCACUUCUCCAAAGACAUCUUCAUCGGGUUGGAUAAAACAUCUUUCCAGGCUUUUGGAUGUUUCAUGGUUCACUGUCCUGUCUUCUAGCUUACUUGGCUCUAUCCUUCUAGCACCUGUUCCAGAAUAUGCUCUUUGUGCUCUGUUGUACAGAAACUCUACAUCUCUCAAUGUAAAAUAAACAUCCCAGCUGUAUUCCUUUGGUUAUCCCCUUGCCUUUUAUUUAUUCAAAUAGCUAUUUUAGUUAUUAAUAAAAAAAAUAAAAAGUUG
This is a messenger RNA of Numida meleagris (helmeted guineafowl), 2739 nucleotides long. It is a transcript of the gene TPM1, whose product is annotated as tropomyosin 1. Gene Ontology annotation, biological process: actin filament organization; cardiac muscle contraction. Gene Ontology annotation, molecular function: actin filament binding. Bases 156 to 1010 code for a protein of 284 amino acids. The transcript has 9 exons. NCBI's taxonomy places the organism in Eukaryota, Metazoa, Chordata, Aves, Galliformes, Numididae. The record is from RefSeq and is a predicted model, not a curated record. Gene Ontology annotation, cellular component: actin filament.